Molecule: messenger RNA, 2628 nt
Organism: Halteromyces radiatus
Lineage: Eukaryota; Fungi; Mucoromycota; Mucoromycetes; Mucorales; Cunninghamellaceae
Product: 5-methyltetrahydropteroyltriglutamate-homocysteine S-methyltransferase
Exons: 5
Coding region: 108-2420 (770 amino acids)
Molecular function (GO): zinc ion binding; 5-methyltetrahydropteroyltriglutamate-homocysteine S-methyltransferase activity
Source: RefSeq, a predicted model, not a curated record
UUUUUUUUAUAUAAAACCCUUUCAUUUUUCUUUUUGUUUCUUUUCUUUCUUCUUCUUUAUUAUUUUCUCUACUUUAUUUUUUUUUAAUUCUUUUAUAUUAAAUAAAUAUGGUUACUGCCACUAAUCUUGGUUUCCCCUACGUCGGAUCUGAACGUCAACUUAAGAAACUUGUUGAAUCCUACUGGUCUGGAAAGAUUACUGAACAAGCUUUACGUGAAGGUUACUCCAAGAUUCAAGAAUCUCACUGGAAAGUACAACAAGAAAAGGGUCUUCAACAUAUUCCUUCUGGUGAAUUCACUCUUUAUGACAGAACUUUGGACACCAUCCAAAUGCUUGGUGCCAUUCCUCAACGUUACCAAAACAUUAGUAAUCCUCUUGAUCAAUUCUUCGCCAUGGGUCGUGGUUUACAACGUGCUGCUACUGAAACAACUGCCAAGGUGGAUGUUCCUUCUAUGGAAAUGAAGAAAUGGUUCGAUACCAACUACCAUUUUAUUGUGCCCGAACUUGAACAAGAUCAAACUUUCCAAUUGGAAGCUAAUCCUCGUGUGGUGGAACAAUUCAAGGCUGCUAAGGCUCUUAACAUUCAUACUCGUCCUGUUCUUGUUGGUCCUGUUACCUUUUUACGUUUGGCCAAAGCUGCUAAAGGUGUCCAAGAAUUUGAUACUUUGACCUUAUUGCCCAAGGUGUUACCUCUCUAUGUACAAGUUCUUAAUCAAUUGAAGGAAGCUGGUGCUGAUUGGGUUCAAAUUGAUGAACCUAUUUUGAUUUUGGAUUUGGAAGAUAAGGUCAAUGCUGCUUUGGAAACUGCUUACAAGACUAUCAAUGCUGAAACUUCUAUUAAGACUUUGGUUGCUGCUUACUUUGGUCGUGUUGAAAAGAAUAUCUUGUCUGUGAAGGAUCAUGUUGAUGCUAUUCAUUUGGAUCUUGUACGUGCACCUGAAGAAUUGGAUACUAUUUUGCCUUUGUUGAACAAGAAUCAAGUUUUGUCUGUUGGUGUAGUGGAUGGUCGUAACAUCUGGAUCAAUAACUUGGAAAAAUCUAUCGCUUUAGUUAAAAAGGCCGUUGAUGCUCUUGGUCAAGAUCGUGUCUUUGUUGCUCCCUCUUGUUCUUUGGCUCACUCUCCUUACUCUACCUCCUUUGAAACCAAGAUCAAGGAAAAGAAUCCUGAAUUGUACAGCUGGUUGUCCUUCUCUGUUGAAAAAUGUGCUGAAAUCGUGACCAUUGCCAAGGCUGUGAACGGUGAAGAUGUCAAGACCGAAUUGGAUGCCAAUGCUGCUGCUGUCGAAAGUCGUCGUACUUCUCCUCAAACUGUCAACCCUACUGUCCGUGAUCGUGUGGCAAAGAUCCCUGCUGAAGCUUGGAAGCGUCCUUCUCCCUUCAACACUCGUCGUGAAGCUCAAGUGAAGAAACUCAAGUUACCUCUCUUCCCUACUACCACCAUUGGUUCUUUCCCUCAAACCAAGGAAAUCCGUGUGGCUCGUCAACAAUUCAACAAGGGUACUUUGUCUCAAGCUGAUUACGAUGCUUACAUCAAGUCUCAAAUGAAACAAAUGGUUGAAGCUCAAGAAAAAUUGGAUCUUGAUGUCCUUGUCCAUGGUGAACCUGAACGUAACGAUAUGGUUGAACACUUUGGUCAUUUGCUUCAUGGUUAUGACUUUAGUGCUAAUGGUUGGGUUUGCAGUUAUGGUUCUCGUUGUGUCAAGCCUCCUAUUAUCUUUGGUGAUGUUUCCCGUCGUCAACCUAUGACCAUUGAUGAAAUCAAAUAUGCUCAAUCUUUGACUAGCCGUCCUAUGAAGGGCAUGUUGACCGGUCCUGUUACCAUGAUGAAGUGGUCUUUUGUUCGUGAUGAUAUCCCAGCCAAUGAACUCUGUGCUCAAGUUGGUUUGGCUCUUCGUGAUGAAGUCGUUGAUUUGGAAGCUGCUGGUAUUCCUUGUAUUCAAGUCGAUGAACCUGCUAUUCGUGAAGGUUUACCUAUUCGUCGUGCUGAUUGGGAUGCUUAUCUUGAAUGGUCUGUCGGCUGUUUCCGUUUGUCUACCUCUGGUGUACGUGAUGAAACUCAAAUUCACACCCAUAUGUGUUACUCUGACUUUAAUGAUAUCUUUGAUGCUAUUGCUGCUAUGGAUGCUGAUGUUAUCACCAUCGAAAACUCCAAAUCAGAUGAAAAGUUGCUCAAGAUCUUUGAAUCCAAGAAAUAUCCUAAUGAAAUUGGUCCUGGUCUUUAUGACAUCCACUCUCCUCGUGUUCCUUCCGUUGAAGAAAUGAAGCAACGUUUCGCCGAUAUGCUCAAGUACAUUCCUCCUCAUUUGUUGUGGGCUAACCCUGAUUGUGGUUUGAAGUCUCGUCAAUGGCCUGAAACCAAUGCUGCUCUUGCCAACAUGGUUGAAGUUGCCAAGUUCUUCCGUGCUCAACAUCAAGCUUAGGUUAUAUAUAUAUUUUCUCUUUUCCCCCCUCUUUAAAAAGUUUAUAUAGUUCAUCCAUCAAUAGUUAGUUUUUAUUCUUCAUAAUCAUACUUACAAUUCAACAUUUACCCCCCUCAAAAAAUUACCUUUUUGUUUCAAUUAAAAAAAACUAGCAUUCAACAUGUACAUACAAUCACAAUUUUUUUUUUGUCUUCUUUAUUUGUGCCUC